UAUUUUUUGUAUUUUUCAAAAACAAAAAUCUCCGCGUUGCUUUUUCCGCUUCUGAGCAAAAGAUGAACGUUGCAUUGUAUUCAACGCCGCGCUUUGGCGCUCUGAAGCACACGAUACAAAGCGAGGAACAGCGCAACAGCAGUAGCGGCGAUGAUGUUGCACAGCCACCGUCAUCACCCUCCAACAACAGCAGCCAUCAGCAUGAAGAUGCGCAAGAUUUGCUCUCGUUCGGCACCCACUGUGACGUCAAGGACUGCCGCCAGCUCGAUUUCCUGCCAUUCCGCUGCGACUCUUGCACACAAACAUUCUGCUUGGAUCAUCGAACGUACGAGUCUCACAAGUGCAGUGCCGCUCCCAAUCAAGACAUUCGAAUUCCAGAAUGUCCAAAGUGCCAGCAAAAGAUUCAACGUCCGCGGGGAUCCGAUGCAGCCGCGCAGAUCCAAAAGCAUAUUGCAAGUGGGUGCCGAGACCUUGUACUCCUGGCCCCGCGACGCAAAUGCAACCACAAGGGCUGCAAAAAUACAGAAGCGCUAUCGUUCAAGUGCAAUCGAUGCGAGCACCAGUUUUGUAUCAAACACAUGCGAGUCCAGGACCACACCUGCUCAAGCCAAAGCAUUCCUCCUUCUGGCAGCGACGCUCACCGACUUGCCAAGCCAGGACAGUCUGCCUUGAAACGAGCCAUCACGGCGUACUGAUUUUAAUCGCUUGCUCAUGUCUUGGUUUGUAGAAUAUACUGUAUUAUACUGUCU
Capsaspora owczarzaki ATCC 30864 is the source of this 749-nucleotide messenger RNA. RefSeq lists its product as hypothetical. The record is from RefSeq and is a predicted model, not a curated record. Gene Ontology annotation, molecular function: zinc ion binding. The coding region runs from base 63 to 695 and encodes 210 amino acids. The transcript has 5 exons. Gene Ontology annotation, cellular component: cytoplasm. NCBI's taxonomy places the organism in Eukaryota, Filasterea, Ministeriida, Capsasporidae.